This is a messenger RNA of Aspergillus terreus NIH2624, 1110 nucleotides long. RefSeq lists its product as uncharacterized. The coding region runs from base 1 to 1110 and encodes 369 amino acids. The record is from RefSeq and is a predicted model, not a curated record. The transcript is spliced from 2 exons. NCBI's taxonomy places the organism in Eukaryota, Fungi, Ascomycota, Eurotiomycetes, Eurotiales, Aspergillaceae.
AUGCCUGCAUCCACCCCUCUGAAAACGAAUGUUUUGGAGAUGACAGGCGCAUCGUCUACAGGGGACGGGCUUCCAGCCUGCUACCGAGGGCCGUACGGUGUAGAUAUCCCCAGCAAGAACGUGGACCAAUUUCUUGUCAGAGAACUCUCGCUUGGAAAGUUGGAGGUGCUGAAGCAUUUGUGGUAUGCUGGGGCAGUCCGCUCGGCAAAGCCACUGCACGAGCAACUCCUGAUCGGGCGAGAGAUUGUUAUAACCGAGCGGAUGGACCUCCAUCUGCUCUGGACAAACGAUAGAAAACUUUUUGUUAAACCUCUUCCGUGCUUCUUGCUCGAACCGGGAUUUUGGACAGCGUAUCUCUGCUGCCAACCUGGCUGUGAAUGUGUACCUCCUGCGAGAGAGUCACAGAACAGCAACAAGAACGUUAAUUCUGCUAAAGGCUGGGGCCUUCAGCAGAAUGUCAUCGAUAGCAACAACGAUUCUUCCAAGAAAGAGGUUCCUGCGUUAGUGGAAUGCUCGAAGAGAAAACUGUGGAAAUCUGCGAUGGGCUUUCUCUACAGCUAUAUCUGCCUCGUUUCGUAUGAAAGCGACUUCAACAUUGCUGCCGAUAAGGGUCUCCUGCCUCGUCGGCUCAUUGAAUCUCCACCCGCUUGGGAGGGCUGGAAGAAGCUGGCCAGCGAAGUCCUUUCCCGCGAUGACAGGAAGCUCAUUCACCCGCGCUUCCUCCGCGGCGAGCUUCGUCUCGCUCGCCUGGAUACUCUUCAUCGCUGGACCCAGAUGCCGCCGUUCGAGCCAUACCUGCGCCACUAUUGGAACUAUGGAAGCCUGUUCCGUGAAAAUAUCACUUUCCUGGCCACCGCCACCAUCUUCAUCGCCCUGGUCCUGACGGCGAUGCAGGUCGGGCUUGCCACCGAGCAGCUGCGCCAGAGCAAGAACUUCAUGGCCGCCUCAUAUGGGUUCACUGUAUUCGCAAUUCUGGGCCCGCUUUGCGCGUUCGGGCUCAUGAUCAUAGAAGCACUCUGGCAUUUCUUGAAAGACCUGCCUAAGCUUCUUCAGAUCUCCGGAACGCGCAGGAUGACAGUCGCACCUGGUACCGGGGAGAUGCCGGUCUAA